AAGGUGGAGACUAGGGAGGAUGAGGAGCAGAAUGUAAAAAUGGCUGAAACAAUUGAGCUUCUGUUGGCAGCAGGUUAUUUCAGAGCAAGAAUCAAAGGAUUAUCUCCAUUUGAUAAGGUACACCUAUAUUUGAUUGAUUUGUAAGAUAUGGAAACCUGUACUUUUUAUUCUGAAAGUGGGAAUCCCCUUCUACACAAUGUAACAGCAAAAGGAAUCAUGUACGUGCAUUCACACAUUUUCCAUUUGAGAAAAAAAACAUACUUUCUAGUUUACAUAGCAGACUACAAUUAAAAGAAACAUAAAUAUAGACUUGAUUCUCUAAAAUUGAUAUUCAGUGCCCGUUAUUGAUAGUGUCUUUUUUGUCUAAGAAAACUAACUCAUUACAGUGUAGGAAGUAAUACAUGAGCUUGUAAGCACUUAUGAUGGAUGCAGAUUUCUCUAUGUGUCAAUGGUUAUUGUUCUUUCCUCAUGAACUAUUAAAAGGUCUCUCAAUAAUCCCUGUGAGUGAUAAAAUAAUAUUAAAAUCCUGGUUUCUCAAAAAGUUGAAGUGCAAAACUUGAGACUUGAGUUGAGACAUUCAUGCUUUUACAGAUUAUGUUUGAUGUCCUUUAAUAUCUUAAAGGUUGUUGGUGGUAUGACAUGGUGUAUUUCAGUCUGUGACUUUGACAUUGAUGUUGAUUUACUUUUCCAAGAAAAUUCAACCAUUGGUCAGAAAAUGUGAGUACCCCAAAAGCCAUUAUCAAUAAUUAACUAUAUCACUGAGUUGACACUCUCAGCUUACAUGCCUCUUAUUCGUGCAUAGUGAACGUAAAAUCUCAAUACACUCCCUUUGCUUAAAAAUCCACAACUUUGCACCAAAAAGUUCCCAAGGAUUCAAAAUAAUGUAUGUUAAUGUAUGUCAUAAUUAAAUUCAGGUUAAAAUUUUUAACCUAUUUUGAUUCUCAAUUUCCUUUGUCUCAUAGCCGUAAUUCAUAAAUAAUUAGGGCUAGGAGACAAAGGGAAGAGAGAAUCAAUCUAUUUUAAAAAAAUUUAAGCUAAUUUAAUUUUGACAUGACAUUUGUACAGUAAGGAAAAAACUAGGCAUUGAAACUUGCUAUGCUACAAUGCUUCUAAGAUCGGAGAUGAGAUCAGAAUUUUUUGAGACCCAUACACUGAUGUAUAAGCUAGCCUCUGCUCAGUCAAUAUAUUUUAGUCAUCAUUAUUAUUUUUAAUUAUUUUCCAGUGCUCUGACAGAAAAGAUUGUUGCAGUUCUUCCACGCAUGAAAUGUCCUCAUCGUCUGGAGCCUCAUCAAAUUCAAGGCUUGGAUUUCAUCAAUAUUUUCCCUGUCAUCCAGGUAACAAAAUUGAUAUUGCCCUUCAAUGGGCAAUCUCAUCCUGCUUCUUGCAUGGGACUAUUAUUUUAGAAAUUCUUUCUAUCACAUAAUCUUUACUACAGCUUGUUAUCUUUAAGAAAAAAAAUAUGAUAAGCAUUUUUAUAUUUGCACAAAUUUAGAUUUACAUUAUUAUGGUUUGUUCCUUGAUUCGGUUUAAGAAACAUUUACCCACAAGCAAGAACAAGAGCAGUUAGGUUUAGCCAAAACUAUGGAAAAGCUUAGAAGUCGCAAUGUGUUAGAAUCCGAGAUUAAGUUGUACUUUGUUUGAUUUCUGCUACAUGGAAUUUCAUAUAGAGUAUGAAAGUUAAUCUUCACAUCAAAAAUUAAGGGACACUGAGUACUCAUUGUAACAAGAAAAUUCACAUAUAGGGACAAUCAAUAUAAUCUGAGCUAUGAAAAAUUACCCAAGCCCUACACAUUCCCUAAGAACAACCCCACAUGUGAUUAGUGAAGGGGAAGGCUGGCCAUGAGCAUUGCAGAUGACGUGACUUGUGUUUUACCCUGCCUAAAUUACAUUAAUUUUGCCACAUUUAAGUCUCUUUUGGCGUACCAACAAAUGACUUUUUUGUAAUUAUUCUAGUAAUAUUUUCAGUAUGUAUUAAACAACAUGCUCGUAGCCAAGCCAAGUCAAGUUAAGUAAAUUCACAUUCAGAAAAAAAGAAAGAAAACAGGAGACGUUUACACCUUAUAUAAAUUUAGCAUUACAGGGAAAUGGUAGCUACUCAUGCAAGACAUUUUCGUCAAGGUUUUUUUUCUUUUCUUUUACUCCUCAGUGGUUGGUGAAGAAAGCAAUUGAAAGAAAGGAAGAAAUGGGUGAUUAUAUUCGAGAGUUUUCAGUGUCACAAUUCAGCAAGUACCAUACCACUCCACAGGUGAAUGCGAAAUGUUUGUAAUGAGUACUGAAUAGCUGGAGGCCUCACUUGUGUGAGUUGCGGGGUGAGAACAAUAGGGCUUUAUGGGCUUGCGCUGGUGGCACUCCCAGCCAAAAUUGUGCUCAAACUCACAUAAGUGAGCCUGCUUGAAAGUUAGGAGCAAGCCCUCUUUGAGGUGUCCCAAGCAGAAAUGGUAAGGGGUCGCACUCAAGAGUGGCCAGCACUGCCGUCCAAUUUCCUCUUGGCUGACCUUGCUUGAUGCUCAUGUGAGACCCAUUGACCCCUUGUACUCUAGAGCCCAAGAGGAGAGCUUGCUAGCAUGCAUUGUGGAAUGCAACGUGUUAAUCUUCAUUUCUGUGAAAACAAAUUGCAGCAUUUUCUUUACAUCCCUUUCCGUUUUGUAAACAAAUGCUGUCAAAUUAUUCGUUUUCAUCGGAUGUUACUAAAACAGAGAAUAAGAAAAGGAAAAAUUGGAACCAAAACCAGUAACUUUCAAUUCUCUGCUUUCAUCCCAUUUUUCAUUUACCCAUUUCCCGUGCUCUUUCCAUGUUCCCCGCUUUGGUGACAUUUUUUUUGUCUUUGUAAGUUUUGUCUUUUUCCCUUCAGAUUAUUGCUAAAUUGUGAUAUGCAAUUUUAGGAUGAUGAAUUUAAUGUCAGGAAACCCAAGUGCAUCAGUGGAAUGGAAGGUCUCAAGGUUGGUUUUAUUUAGUUUUUUGAACCAGAGAAAAAAAAAGUUCCUGCUAUUCUUAACCAUCAUGAGGAUUGGUUGCCCAUUUUAAAGAUAGGUCUCCUUCAUUUAUCAGUAAGUUUUAGUGUUUUUAUCAUCUGCUGUUUUUUUUGGCCUUGUGGUUGUGUUAUCUCUGCAGGUUAGCGAGAGCACGUGGUUGGCCAGCGUGGAUAGUUGGACACCCUUUCCCCUUCACGCAUACGUCUCAGAAACUCCACAUGCGCUUCGCGCUUGACUUCGCUCGCCUGAAAAAUGCGAAAAAUAACGCUUGUUCUGUAGGCUAGAACCACUUUAUGAAAGCUUAAAAAAUUCUUUUAAACUUCUUUAAGCCUGAUCAAGAAUUUACUUGUUUUAGGAGACAUAUAAACCACGUAGAAGAUAUCGCAAACCAGAGUCCAUGUCUCAAACUGAUGAAGAGACGAAGGUCCGUACAACUCUCUUAGAAUACGGUUGGUAAGUGUAACAAUAAUAUUUCUUUCCCUUUUUAUUUUGGAGAGUCUCAUAGGAUUACGUCAAAUUGGGCCAUGUCCCCGUAAGCCUGGUUUCCAGUGGCCGUUUGGGAAUUACGCGUGAAUGCGCGAAACAACGCGAAACUAGGUCGGUGUUGUUUCGAAUGGCACUAUGGGACUGUUUUGGGGGACGAGAUUUGACCCAGUCUCCUUCACAAUCUCUUUAUCAAAGGAGAGAUGACGUCCCUAAAAAUGUCCCAUGGUACAGUUCCACACAACACCGACCCAGUCUAGCUCACACGCAAUCCUACAACGGCCAAUGGAGACCUUUAGAUCGAGGAAGAGGACGAUUGUUACGAGGACGAAAUUUAACCUAAGGUUUUUCGCGUCUUCUUAAAAAAAGACACCCCCCACAUUGUACUUUUACCAACCAGAAAAGUUAGCACGGUUAUAUUUAUUGGGUGAGAUUUAGCCUUCUUCCGUUCGCAAAACGUUUAACAUGUGAUAACUUGUUCCACCACUAUGAAGGAAUACUCGCCAAAACCCGUAAUAGGAUGACGGCGGAUAUCAGGUUUUCCCGCCAAAAUGACGUUGUUUCACGCGCGUGCACUGCUUAAAUCUUGUUCUUGUAGUCGUCCUUGUCUGAGAAUCUAGAGGUCUCUAUUUUGUUUAUAGUCGCUAUGUUGCUGAAAGUAAAGUUCGAAGAUCGCAGCAGUUAAAUUAAUCCUUGGUUGCGGUUGAUAUUAUUCUCUAGUCAUCUCAUGCCUACCCGCCAGACAUAUUUCCCCUGUUGAUGAAUUCUUUGAAUGUCAAGGUGACCGUACGUAUUGUUUUCACUCCUUUAGGCAAUAUGGAUUUAGUAAGGAACAGAGAGAUAAGGUAUGAUACACCGUUAUAGGCUUUUCGUACCAAUCAAGCUUCUAGUGGCGAGCGAAGAUUGAAAGCCGCGAGUAUAUGACUCGCGGGCGACCUCUGGAGAUCUUCCUCAACUAGGGAGCUUGCUCGCUGAUUAUGUCUUAGGCCAAUUUUCGCCUCUUAUACCAACAAUACUGAGCCGAACUACUGCUGGUUAAGGGACAUCUUAUUCUAAGUUUUGCACUUGAGGCUUAAAUGCACCAUAAUAGCGACCUUAAGACUCACCGUUUCGGCCUACGGGUACGGGUAAGCGAACUUGUUUACCUCGUAGUUUUAUAAAAGGCAACCAUUAUUUCCCAGAUGUGAUAAUGGCGUAACCAUUCUACCCGGUAGCAUACCCGUUUCUCCCGGGGUAAGAGGCAAUCUACCCCUAUUUACGGUUAAUUUACCCCUAGCCGUACACGGAAACGGUGUCUUACGGUCUCUAAUAAAGAGAGGAGAAGUGUGUCGUCAGGUUACCAUGGUGGCACUAUUUCUGGAUCUUAUCAAUCCUUCUUGACACAGACGGCAAUUUACAUUGUCAAACGAUAGAAGAAAAUUAUGGGCUAACCAUUUUGUUCCUGAGUGCAAUCAUGCACAGGAAAGUCAUACAUGUGAAUUUUUUUCUCAUUUUUUUUGCCAUUUUUGCAUGACCACGGUUCGUUGAGAUCCAGAAAUUUUGCUACCAUGGCAACGCGAGGUAGCGACUUCUCCUCUCUUAUUCCUACCCACAAAUAUCUAAGGAACUAAUCGAGGCUGGGUGGGGGGAGGAAAGAACAUAUUUUGCAACACUUGGUUUGAGAAGGAUGGACUGCACAAUAAUGGCGACAAAUACGAUAAGAAGAGAGACUAACAUGUAAUGUACGAUAGAAUUAAAAGUAUUUGUAUUCAUAAACUGAGGAGGAUUGAGGAUUAAGUUGUGGACAGGUAUCUCAGUGAGAUAAAGACUGUUUCAAGUUCUCAGCAAGUAAUCCACAUCUGAUCUUUAUCUUUAAGUUAUUUUUUUUAAAAUGCUCUAUUAGGAAAAGGAACAGGCGGAAAAGAAGAAAGCCGCUGCUGCUGCGGUUCCUGGACAAAUGAGAACUGCAUUAUCUGGAGAAGAAGACGAAUAUUUAGUGGAGCAGGUAGCACUUUGUAAGAUAAAACAAGCAUCGUUGCGAAGUAGCUGCGCUUGUGAAAUUAACGUAAACUGCCGUUUACAAGUCUUGGGCUUAUACAUCUUCGCAAGGGGUUGUAGGAGGGAUUAUAAACGGAGGGGCUUAUAUCCGAGGGGGAUUAUAAGCAGAAUAGAAAAAGCGAUUCAAAACAAGCUACAGUAGUUCUGAUCAAGGUACUUUUUGCACUAAGUGGUCUUCAAUUAAGGUCAAAACGUCAAUAAUAAAUAGAAUUCUUUUCAAUGCAUUUGGAGGGGACUUAUAAUUGGUUGUAUUUUUUGUUGUUUAGAAGUAGAUUGGCCUAUAACAUGGGGGUCUUAUACGUGGAAGGGCUUACACGUAAAGGCGGCAGUUUACGGUAUACCCUCUUUUAUCCGCUGGAUUUAAUUUGCAAGUGCAGUUGCAGGUGCGAGUGAAAGUGCCGGUUAGGAUUAAUAGGGUAAGGGUUUGAUUUACGUGACAUUUAGUCACACCUGCACGCUUGCAAAUAAGCAAAUUAAACAUGCUGUCUUUUAUGCAAUUCGGGCCAUUGCGUUCAGUCCAAAUGAGGCACUCACACUGUACAAAAUGUUUGCACAGACCAAUUAAAGAGAGAAAGAAAAACGUUUUUGUCACUUACCGUAGGGAAAAAACGCGCUUUAAUUGGGUGUCAAUGUAUUUAGCACGAAAGUACGGAUUGAGGACACUAUUUUUACACCUCGUACUGGAUACGGGAUCGCCAUCAUACUUGGUCAUCCGAACCGCGCGAAGGUCUAGCCGUUUGCAGGACGAGGGCAGUGCCUUCACUUCCCAGUUCUUUUAAGACCAUGGGUAUUGGUCAAGCACUCUACCAACUGAGCUAAUCCUGCCGCGAUGUUAGUACGGCAUUAAGCUACGAUUAAAGUCAGUCGCGUUUUAGCCGUUUUAAGCUUACGUUUCUUUCAUUUUUCUUUUUAAUUAACAAUUUCCCUGUGAACUUUCUUUAUUGCAGAAACGUCUAAAAUCAUUGCUGAAAGGAAUGUCUGUUAUGGAAGGGAAGGAGGUGAGCUAGAAUGCUGAGUAAAAAUGGUCAGAAAAGUUUGUAUUUAAAGGAAAAUGUUUCAUGCAGUUAGCCAAACUCCACCUCUGAGAACUGGCCACCAAGAUGAGUAAAAUAUGAAAAUAACGACUGAAAACGGCAAAAACAAACACUGAGGCACAAAUAGGCAAAUUAAAGAAAAAGCUGAUUACAAUGCUGAAUAGAUCAAUUCUGAGUUGCCUUAAGUCAUUUUUAGAACGAGUGUUAGUUCGAAGUCUUUGAUGUAAAAAAAAAAUUCUUUUCUUCGGUAAUUAAAACUAAUUAUUAUUCAAUUAAAAAAUAUUUCUCCGUUUCUGAGUGGUUUUAAUCUCCCGGCUAAAUAUGUAACGAUGUUGUCCGUUUUUUUUUAAGGGUGCCCUUUCAUCAAGUACUGUGGGAUCCAUUGUGGGGCUUCAGUCAGAAGAGAUCUCUCAGAUUGCUUCUGAGUAUGCUGAAAGGGUAAGUGUCUGCUGGUGUUCAAAGCAAGGAUAGCACAAGAUUUGAAUUCAGAUCUGAACACUUACAAAGCAAACUCAGCUUAGUGUAUUCUUUUUGCCUAUAAUUUCAUGUUCAGGUUACCUUAAGAUGACUGACUAAAAUUAACAAAGAACAUAUUUCUGAAAGACAGAAACAGGAACGUGGAUUAAAAUUUAAACUUGGGUUAGCGAUAAUCGCCUUUUGUACCACUGUAAAGAAUAGAUCGGAGAGUAAAAGAAGUAAGUGCAUUUCAGACCAGGUUUCUCUUAUCCCUUCACUUUUCUCAGUUACGCCCGAUCAUACGUCGAAUUUCACAUGUUAACUCCUAUUUUAGUGGACUAAAAUAAUUAAAUAUGACAGUUCACACGUCGGAUGUAAUGGUGCUGGAUUUAAUUCCAUUUGUUGUAAAAAUUCCCAGUCUUUAAAACAGCUUAAUUGUAUGAUGAAAAAUAUAUAUGGAUAAUAGUUUCUACAAUCAAUGCAUUGUAUUCGGCAUACGUGAAAUGCGACGUCUGUAUCAAAUGUCAAACCUAAGUCGCAGAUUCGGCAAAGUCGUAUUUAAUUUGAAACUGUCCAAUUUAAUUGAUUCGGACGUCGCAUCUCACAUGCAGUUAAUUCUCGGAAUCUUUCUUUUUAAACUCCUUUUUAUUUAUUUAUUUUUUCUUUCUUUCUUUCCUUCUUAAAGCCAGAAAUAGUCAGUUUUGUUCUAACAGUAAAUGUUCCUGCCUUUUUUUUUAAAGCAAGCCGAGUUGCAGGAGAAUCUUGAAGCACGGGGGGAGCGGAUGGGAGGAGUUCAGACACACAAGAGAAUGGUAGCAUCACUGGAAAAACAGAUUGCUGUACAGGAAAAGAAACUGGAACAAGUAAGACACAUUCAAAUUUUCCUCCCUAAUAUUAUACUACCGGUAUUUGAAGAGUUCAUCUGACGCGGAGAGUGCGGUUUUUCUCGGGUAUUUUUCGUGGGUAUCCAUCGCUUACUUUUCAACAGUGAUCAAUCUGGCCAAUCAGAUAAUGAUAUCAGAAUCUGGUAUCAUGGAUGGGCGGGAUGAAAACAAAGUCUAGAGGCUCCCCAGCCUUUUGUUCUCCCCCAGGCCACGUUCGGCUCGCUUCGCCCGCCGAUUUUCUUUUUCGCCCUGGGGCCCGUUUCUCGAAAGACCCGGAAACUUUUCAGGCCCGAAGGAAAAUUUUAAAAUCACAACCUGUUGUAUGGUAGCACAGUUCCCAGCCCACAAACCAGUCAAUUUUGCUUCUUUAAAUGAUAGUUUCCUUGUAUUAUUUUUAAAAAUUGUUGAACCUUUGAUCGUGAAUGCAAACACAACAAGCCUAAAACAUCUUUCCGGUCCCGGAAAGUUUCGGGGACUUUCAAGAAACAGGCCCCUGCUUCACUUGAGAGCCUGUUCGCAGGCUAUUUGGCAACCGGUGGUUCACCCGAACAGUUUGUGGUGGUCUUCUGUGGUGGCCGCCACAGAAGCUAUGCACCUAUGGGGCACCGAAAAUGGCUUGUUCAUGGCUUCUGGAAACUAGUUGCCUGCGUCGCAGACGCUCUAAACCUUCUGUAUAUACAAAUGGUUUAGUCGAGUGCGUGGGCCGGCUGCAACGCAGGCUAAAAACUAGUAGCGAUAGACAAAAACGUAAACACGAAAAAGAAACGAAUUUAUUAUCUUCUACCUUCGUCUCUCCCUCUUCCUUGGCGCGACUGUUCGAGAGCCUGGGACUUCUUUGAAAAGAAAGAUUAGUUGCAAUUACAGCAGACCUUGCUUGUCGUCUUCUUGUCCUGUAGGCUAGCCUUUUUAAAUGCAUUAAAUGCCUUUAUUUCUUUUAUUGAGAAUUCGCCGUUAAUGAAGAAAACUGUUAAUCUUUUUGUACAUUGUAACUAAACUGUCUGUUUUUCACAGGUACAAGAAAAGCACAACAAACUGCAAGAAACUUUGAAUCAGUCUCAAGAGCAACUUUCGCAAGUAAGAUUGAUAGCUUUUCUUUUAGUGGCCUAGACGGUGUGUUAAAUAGUUUCUGAUGUUGUUUAUUCAAUUUGUGAUGUAAAAUGUCUCGCGUGUGUCGCUGUUUGAGCUCAGUUAAACAUAGAGUUUGUAUUGUAGUCUUUAGGGCUGAAAGGAUCUACCAUCUUUGCUACUUUUGCAGUAGUGCUUGAAGCUUUUUUUUCCUGUUUUUUGUUUAAAGGUUCUUUCUCGUGGAGAGAGAAUAAGUGAAGAAAUGGAGAAGAUUAAUGAAUUGGAGAGUGGUGAAAAUGCCAGGUAUUGAGUCUGAACUUACCGUAACAUUCCGAAAAUAAGCCCCGGGGCUUAUAUCUUUUAAAGGCCCUUUUUAAGGGGCUUAUUUUUGGAGGGGCUUAUAUUCGGUGGGGCUUAUCUACGGAGGGAAAUUUGCGUUUCAAAAUCGAUUGGGCUAGCCUUAUAGUUGGAAGGAAAUUUACCGUUUUUCCUUUGUUUUAUUUUGCAUUUGAGGAUAAUUUCCAAGUAAAAGCCCCGCGGGAGGCUUAUAUUUGGAGGGGCUAUUUAACGGAGGGUUUUUUGCGUUACGAGUUUGGGGGGCUUAUAUUUGGUAGCCUGUGAACAGGCUCUCUGUUUGGGGAAAAAAAGCGAGGAAAGGGAAAAGGGGGGAGGGGCUUAUACAUGGAGGGGCUCAUUUUCGGAAUUUUGCGGUAUUACUGGGGAGCUUAAGCAACGACGGCGGCGGCUACGUCAACGAGAACGCCAUUUAUUACAUUUUUCUUCCGUUCACCACCGAGCUUAAUUAACCAUUUUUCUUUUAAUACUUAUCACCACAAAGCACGCGCUUAACAAUGCUGAUCUGCUCUUGUGAGCAAGAUAAAAGAGCGUUACAUAUGAACCUUGUGAAUGUUGUUGCUCUCCUUGAGUCGUCUCCCAUCUAAUUAAGGAUAGAGUGCCCGCUGAUAUCUGGGAUGUUUAAAGUUGGAAUCCUGUCGGAAACUCAAGAUUACUAUUUGCUUUGUUUCAGACUUGUGACGUGAAAAGCAUAACAUCCCUUUUAAGCCAAUGUCUGUUACACAUAGUCUUGCGAAUCGGUACAGUUCCACUCGGCUGAGAAUUUCACCGCUUUCCAUGGAAAUGAGAAGCAUUCUAAUUUUCUUUUCUCUUUUUUUAACUUGUUUGCGGUCCGAUACAAUAUAACUCCAGGAAUAAUCGCCUGUUACGCUCAAUAACGUAACACAAUUGACGCAAAAUGUUACAUUUUGCAGCGCUUAACAUCACCUACAUUUUGAGCGAAGUGGAAUUAUCUCGAUGGAUUUUGAAAGGUUGCAAAUUCACUUUAUUUAAGACGUUUUCGCUUUCAUCGCCGUCGUAGUUUCGUUAGCACCCUACCACCUUUCAUGAUAGGAGACAUUUUUGCCUUAAGCCCAUCACUUCUAGAGGGAAAGAAUCAGAGGUAAAACAUGUUAUGUGGGAUUUGUCUGUGUUUUCACGAUUCGUUACAUGUUUUUUUUGUUUUCUUACUCCUACACCUGAUAGCAUUCUACAGAAGCUUCGUUCAAUUGUGGCCAUGAAUGAAAAUCUGAAGAAACAAGAGCAGCAAUUUAGAGCACAUUGCAAGGUAAACAAUAGUGUGCAGAUAUAUUAAUAUACCUAAUUCAAAAAAGUUGGCAUUUGGUCAUUGGAAAUUUGGGCAUACGGAACUCACUGUAAUGAUUAGCUUGGUUGACUUCCUAGCAGCAGCUUUCCAGUGCGCAAGUGCCCAAUGUCCAGGGCAUUGAAUCAGGUAUAUACAGCCUACGUACGUCAUUAUGCUUAUAACACAAACCUCUACGUACUGGCCAUUUUGAGGUUGUGCAUUGUCGAAUUGCACUCUGGGACUGCUUUGAGGACGCAGUCGCUUCUUUUAUUGGCUAUUCGCCACUUUGGGGUUGUGCAGGAUACCGGUUGUCCUGGGUUUUCAUUAAGAAUUCUAGUAGCCGGAGAAAGAUGUAACGUUACCGGAGAAUAUUUUGAAAGCGGCUCCACGUCUGAAUAAACAACCGUCUUAGGCUACCGAACAUUAGCCGGAGAAUCCAGUGUAGUAACUGUAUAAUUCUCCGAUCUCCAAUGCUUAACGAGUACCCUGGUUGUCAAAGUGCAAUAACAGCAUUGUGGGACUGUUUUGGGGGACGCAUUUGCCGCCAUGUUGAAAAUGCGUUCCCCAAAACGGUCCCACAGUGCACUUUGACAACCAUCUCGACCAGGUCUCCCGCGCAACCUCAAAAUGGCGAAUUACCAGAUUGUGCGGGAAAAUCUUCACUCAAAAUUCGUGAUAGGAGUCUUAGAACUUAAAGUAGUAAAUAAGAGAAGGAAGAAAACAGUAGGUAGUAAGAGGACUUGAACCCGCGUCAUUCGUCUCCACUACACCAUCAAGGGCUAACUGCCGAGACCGCCGGGUUAAUUUAACGUACUUUAAAUGGCGUUAAUCAUUACAUCAUCGAAAACUAACCGUUUUUAAAACAUUGCUUAACCCUAAUCACUCUACUUCGGUGCUUAACCCUGUAUUGAACUCUUUUCCUUGCACAACUAUCUCUUACUCUGAUUUCCCCAACUUUUCUAAAAGUUUCGUGCCCAGUAAAUUCGCCUAAAUUUAGUAUAGCGUGGUGUAGAGUAUAGCGUUGUGUAAUAAACAUAAGGUGUCCAACCUGAUGUUGAGGUAUCCAUUUUAGUCACAACCGCGGGAAAAUGAGCCAAAUCUCCUCCCCCUAAAACCGUCCCACAAUGCAGUUCUACACAACACCGACCCACUCUUACCAGCGACAUGAUAUGAAAGUAUGAAAGUAGCUUUCUAUAUUCAUUCAAUUAAAACUCAUUUUCUCCUGAAACAUUUUUUGCCUGGCGUCGUUUGUAAGCUGAGGGUUUUUGAACUCGGAAAUGGCCUAUCGAUUUUACUUAGUUUCUAAAACAUUCUCACUGUUAUGUUACUUUCUAUUCUCAACCAGGAAGAAAUGGCUCGCUUACAGGAGAACCUCGAAAAGCUGAAGGCUCAGGGUUCUGAAGAUGACAGCGAAGAAAAGGUAAAUCGAAAAAGUAAUCAUUCUCGACCGACCUUAGAGCUCACGCUUUUGACUCCGCGCGUGGUCGUGCGAAGAAUCCCUUUCGCCUGCAAUUUGGUGAUUGGAUGCUCUUAAAAGAAUAGGAAAAAUUAUCCGAGAAAAUGCUUUUAAACAGAAGAAAAAAAACGGGUUAAAAUUUAACCUGGGAUCAAUGUUAAUCGGUCUUCGAACAACUGGACCGGCCCGGUUCCUGAAAGGUCUAUUAGCGCUAACCCAGGAUUGAAAUUUUGUUGCACUUUUUGUAUUUACCUUCCUGUGCAUUGCUUAGAGUAACAUUGUGUGUUAAUUAUCAUUACUAUAUCUCUGAGUAAAGACUCAACAGUAUUUUGUUAGCUUGAGUUAUAUGUUCGUAGACUACAAAACGUGGUUAAAAUUUGGCUUAAUCUUGGGUUCAACUUAACCAUCUUUCGAGGAACCGGGCCCUAGGGUUGGAGACUUUAAAGUAAUUAAAUGCGCGCUAUGCUUUGAGUCAUGUUGAUUCUUCAUUUGACUUAUGCGGCAGAUAAGAAUACUAACCCAACAGAUAGCAGAACCACCGAGUUUUAACACUGGGUGCCCUGCGGCAUGUAAUAAAGUCACUCUAACGUUAUUUGUACUUGUUUUUAAAAUCGCAAAAGUAUUUAAGAUCUUGCGUGUAGACGCCGUGCUUCUGUCUGAUUUAAACCUGAGGUCUUGGUUUCCGGAUUCUCACCUUGGUCAUCGAAGGGAAUUUAUUAGAUUCUACCGUAGCACGGGACAAGUCGUUUAGUAUAAAAGCGGGACGAACAACAUUUUGAAUUUCCAAAUAGUCCGUUUUCAUCUUUACUAUAUCCAUUUUGAAAUCACUUGUGAUCCCUGCAAUUUGAUUGACUUUCAGCAGUGUGAUUUAUUCACGAAUCACAUUAUUUUUAGCUGUAAAUCGCGUUAUUCUUGUUCUAAAUCACGUCAUUUCUGUUUUAAAUCGCACCAUUUUCGCUCCAUGUCGCAUUAUUUCUGUUUCAAAUACAGAAUGAGAUGUAAAAGCCUUUUUCUUUCCGCUUUUCUAUAAACCAGCUAUACUAGAUCAAUAAAAUAUUCGUAAUGAUUUAAUUCUGCGAUUUCAAAAUGGCUGUAAUAAAGUGGUAAUUGAACUUCGUGUUGUGCCAUUUUGGUCUGAAAUCAUGCUUGUGAUUUCAAAUCGAACUCUCCCUGCGCGCUCGUCCGAUUGUAUGGUUUUAGACCAAAUACACUCCACUCAGUUCAAUUACCAUUAUGUUUAUAAAGACGAUUUUCCAGGGUCGAUUUGUUCAUCUAGGCAGAGAAAUCGUCUAAAGUGCGACUUUGGAAUUUACAUCAGACAAAUUUGUCCGUCUUCUUGUGUGAGAAUGGCCAUUGUAAGUUGCCCUAAGCGAACAACUAGACCGACUCGUUUACGGUAUUUACUGUGUUUGAAUUUUAUUCUCUCUUUUUUCCGAUUUAUUCAGGAAAGAUUAGAACUUAUUGGUAAACAAUUCGAGGCGGAUAAAGCCAAGCUGGAGAAAAUAAGACUUCUGCUGGUAAGUUUUUUGUUCUCGUAAUAUUAAACCACAAUCAAAUUUGAUUGAUAAUGUAAAUGCAACUCUCAGUUGCUUUACCAAUGUAACUAUAAAAUGAAAUCAAUUUUUUUUCUAUCUUCUUUCUCCAUCUUAUUUGACCAUUUUUUGUUUACGAAGGCGCGAAAGAAUCGCGAGAUAUCCUCGCUUCAGCGGAAGAUUGACGAGGUACCAUCACGAGCGGAGCUCACACAGUACCAGAGAAGAUUCGUGGAGCUGUAUAACCAUGGUUUGUAUUUAUACUCCCGAGAGUUCCUUUAAAAAAAUCUUAAGUUAAACUCCUUUACAAGUUUUUAUGACUAUUAGCGAAAAUCUAACCCCGACAAAACGAUGAAAAGUGCUACGAGAUCUUAUUGUAUUUCUUUUUGAAAGUUCUUACAAUUUUUUAAAUGACUAUAAUUGUAUACGCUUGAGCACGUUACAAUCAAACUUUUUAUUGUCCACAUUUUUCCUCUGCUUUCAAAAUCAAAGAUGGCGCCUGAACGCUUGCCAUCCAAACUAUGCCUGCAGUGCAAGCUAGAUAGGAAAUAUUUCAUUCUGCGAUAUUUCAUCAUUGGCCCUGAUGUGCAAAAUCUCCAUUUUAAUUUUGCAGUUGCUGGGACUCAUAAGGAAACUAAGCAGUUUUUUACCUUGUACAAUACACUGGAUGACACAAAACUCUACUUAGGAAAAGAGGUGAGCUUCCGUAAAUUCUCUAUUAAGCCCCAGUCCCCCCCCCCCCCCCCCCCCCCCCCCCCCCCACAAAAAACACUAAAGAACACCCCACCACGCGCAAAAAAAUUUAGAGCGGACACCAAAAAGAGAGGUCAACGCAAGACGGACGGUAUGUGUNUUUAUUCGACUUAGUGUAUCGUAAGUGAGUAGAGUUUUGCUCGUGAAAACCCCCCUCUCACACAAGCCUCUCUUUUGUUAUAAGCCCCUCUUUUAAGGGAGAAAUAGUUGAUAACCCUCUUCCUCUCUUUAAGCACCCCUUCCCCAUCCCACUUGUUAUUCUUCAUGACAAAAGUAAUCACAACAAAAGUAAAAAUCAUGGACUGCUUUAGUCAAUCACGACUGUAACCCUCCUUGUGGAGUGAUCCGGUAUGCUAUGGUUUAUUCACAUGCUGGUAGUUCGGAUAUGGUUUUUGAUCUUCGGAUGCGGACCUCCAUCUUCAUGUGCCUGAGCUUUCCACUUUGCGUUUUAGCUCUUUAUGGAGAACUGAUACCAUCAUCUCCGCUUAAUUAAAUGAGCCUUCCUCCUCUCAAAUAACCCUACUUCUCUAUUAAACCCAACCAAGAGCUAUGCCCCUCUCAAAUAAUCUUGAAAUAAAAUAAUUGAGGCUGGGAUUGACGACCUGGCAAUAUAGGACAGAAACGUAUUAAAAGUCUGCUCAAGGUAAAUAAUUACUGGGGGAGCCCUGCACUGCGGGAUCUUUUUAAGGACGUGACCCUCCUAGUACAAAAUUACUUUCCGCGGAUCUCAACUACGCAGAGAGGGUGGAUUAAACAAAAUAUUGGAUGAAGAUGCCAGAACAAAAACCGAACGCAGCGUUUCCUCUUGUACUGCAGUGUCGUUGCUUUUCUAACAUUCACCUCGUGUUUUUCCAGGUUAACCUUUUGAAUUCCAUCCAUGAUAACUUUGAACAGUAAGUACGCUCGUUUUUACACUUUAAAAUAUGUCUUAUAUUGAAAGAAAAAAGGCCUUUUUGCAGCUGGUCAGUCACGUGGCACAAAGAGAAACAAAAUCGUCCUGGUGUAAGACAAAGAAAGAGCUUACAUCUUAUCAAAUAGUGCUUUUUAACGAAAGCUCAGAGAUACAUUGAUUGCGGCCGCCAUCUCGAAAGCAAUUGAAAAACUAAGGGAGGAGGGGUGGGCAGCAUUGGAAUUUCCCAUUGGAAUCAUUUUUUCACUCGCCCCAACUCUCUGUCAGUUUUAACGUCCAAGGUGGCGGGAAAACAUUAGUAUUAUCGUUCGCACUGCAAAAUACGCCUGCUUUACAGGCUACUAGCUCUCCUGUAUGGCGUUUUCUUUCCACAUGACUGUCCAGCUACUAAACCCAUUCAUCAGCUGCCCAAUGGGCCAUUUUCACCAUGAUGUUAUUUUACGAUAACUGUCGGAAUCCAAUUUCCUUCCUCAAUAGUAUUUCGUAAUCCUAAUCCCAGUGGUUUUUAAACUGCGAUAGUCCUAAUUUGCCCUAGAACAAGGAAACUAGAUGUCUUCUGACAGUUGUAAUGAAAAAACGCCAUUAUUAAAGUGUGCUUCAUCAUAAGUUCAUUGAUAAUGAUAAGUUUGUUUGUUUGCUUGUUUGUGUUGAUGGGGAGUUUUGUGUAUGUAUAGUAUUUAUUUUAUUUGUUUUGUUUUUGUAUUUGUGAGUGGUGCUGGGUUGAGAUGGGGGGGAUGAGCAGUUCCAGGAACUCGCUGUGCACGAGAAUUAGUCUUAAACUUGAUCUUGACCUGCUUUUCUUCAUGUCCUUUAAGAGCGAUGUCAUCUCCCUCAAACAAAGAACAGUUCUUAAAACAGUUUGACAGUAUAGUCAGAGGAAUUGUCGACAACAAGGAAAGGGUAAGACAAGAUACUCAAGCCUAACUUGUUCACAAGCCUCACUGGCUGAUUCAUCCAUUAGUCCAGUUUCCUAAGGGUACUACCAACCCCGAAACUCUGAUUGUCAAAAUGUGUGUUCUGGCAAAACGUAAGAUACAGUAAAAACCCGCGACUUAGAACCUGCAGUUUGCCAAGUUAAUCUAAACAGGUUCUUACAUAAAUGAUAAUUAACACAAAUUUAGGCUCUGUAGUUUCUUAAAUAGGUUCUUUUUUUCUGAAGAAAAAAAAUGCAUUGUAGUGAAGUAGAGUAUUUAGUGGUAUAUUCAGUUCAUUCCGUAGGUAAGCGGUCGGAGAGAAAAGUUAGCUGUUUUGAUCGUCCGCAUCUUUUUGUGAAUUUUCGCACAGUUUUUUCUAUUCUGUUUGUGUUUUCUGUGUUCUACUUACCUACUAACCUGGCCUGUAUAAUUUGUUUGAUUUUUUUUUUCAGUUAGAUAUGAGUGCACGUUUGUGUUACAUUUUUUUAGUGUCAUUCCGACCCUAAUAUUGUAAUUUAUUCUGUUAUUUGGCUUCCUAGACUUGUUAACUCUCUAUAUACUUCAGGAAGCCAACACCCCUUAUAGCUUUAAUUUUAAGUUCAUGUAAAUUUAAUAUUUCUUAAUUAAUAAGGGGUCAAUAAAAGUUAUUGUUGUUGUUGUUGUAAAACCUGUAUACCAUUACAAUUGCAGUUGGAGUAAUAUAAAGUCACCUAUGUCUCCAAAGAGGCAGGAUCCUGAAUGGUGACUUAUCUUAUUUGCCCAACUGUUCAGAAUUUUUUAAAUGGAUUUUAGAAAGUAACAGCCUGUUUCAAAUUUUAGGCUAAACAGGUUCUUGUAUAAUGGGGACCUUACUUGCAAAUUUUAGCCUAACAUGUAAAAUCCAGGUUCUUAGUCGCGGGUUUUGAGUGUAAUUACCAAGCAAUUAAUACUUUUAUUUUUUCUUAAUUCAAUUUCUGUUAGAUUGAGAAAAAGAAAGCUGUAGAAAAACAGAGGCGUGACGCGUUGAACCAAAAGUACCUCGAUAUUGUUGAACAGGAAAGGUUGUACUUCAAAACAGUCAAAGAUUUCACCGAGGUAGGUCUAUAUGUGGUUGUUCCGUCGUUAUUUGUACAACAUUGUUAUGGAAGACGAGAUAAUAAAAAAAAAUGAGGGUUAAAGUUGAGAGUGAGAUUUCGACCGCUUUGCAGCAUUAUCGAUGAGCAAGAUAAAACGCUUUUUCAGUGUUUUAGUUGUUUGUCACAUCAACGUCUUUCACCCAAGAAACUGCAAAAAGUAAGUUCGAUAUUGUGAUGUCUAUGACACCGGUUUAAUGAACAGUGCCACAGGAAAGUACUGCUUAGUUGCUUUCACACUUUAGGAUUUCAUUCUACGACUCUUGAAAAAGUUAGAAUUACCUUGUACAGCAUAAUAAACAGUACCGCAAGAAAGUACUGCUUUGUAGCUUUCAUUUGAAUGGUCACACUUCAUGAUUUCAUCACCAAACGUAAAAGUUAGAACCACCUUGAACAGCAUAAUAAACAAUACCACAGAGAAGUACUGCUUUGUAGUUUUCUUUCACACUUUUGGGUUUUAUCACCGGACUAGAAAUAUAAAGAACUACCACUGAAAAGUACUGCCAAAAAGAAGCCAUCAUGGUCUUGUGCUAAUCAUUCAUUAAUAUCUUUUUUUUUUCGUUUGCAGGAGUGCCACAAAAAUGAAGUGUUGUUGUCCAAGCUUAAAAACUUGGGGGUCUCUUAA
Porites evermanni is the source of this 17872-nucleotide messenger RNA. The record is from the annotation of a GenBank genome assembly. Lineage: Eukaryota; Metazoa; Cnidaria; Anthozoa; Scleractinia; Poritidae.